This is a messenger RNA of Anisakis simplex (herring worm), 585 nucleotides long. The record is from the annotation of a GenBank genome assembly. NCBI's taxonomy places the organism in Eukaryota, Metazoa, Nematoda, Chromadorea, Rhabditida, Anisakidae.
AUGCAUGUGAUCGUCGUCAGAUCAGCAACAGCGAUUAUCUGGAGUAUGCCCACAAUACGAGAAGAAACGUACACAACAACAGAGCCUGAUGGAACGUUGGUGACCACAACAACUAAGACCAAGACACGGUACGUCCGGGAACGGGAAUUUUACUGUGGACGUGGCACACUGAAUGGAGCCUAUUGCUGUCGACCAGCCGGAAUCCUGCGAAUACUGGAAAUUAUAAUUGGAUUGAUUAUCGUAUCGCUGAUAUCGUCAGUGUAUGGUCCAGGACCCUUCAAAGGGAUUCUAUUCGGUCAAACUUUCCUGCUAGUAUUCGCCAGUGUAGCGCUAUGUAUUUCAUUCAUAUUCCUAAUCGUUUUCUUCUUCAAUCUACAUGAAAGUCAUUUGGAAUUCUGGCCGUGGCGGAUAAGCGAUUUUCUGUUCUCCAUAUGUGCUUGUAUAACUUACAUAGUGAUGGGUUUCCUGGAGGCGUAUUACGCAACCGGGUCGUGGUCGUUCGAGUGUAGCGAUACUGGCUCAGAUGGAUACAUUAACAAUGGAUGUCGAACCAUUUAUGAAUGGGUUUUUGCCUCGGUUCGCUAG